AUUUUAUAGUUCAUAUAAAUAAUGAAACAUUGUUUAAUGUUGAACAAAGCAUGGAGAGGCUUUACCAGAGUGGCGAACACAUACCAUAGCAAUACAUGUGUGUCUCAAAUGAACACUUUACAUAAAAACUGCCGACAUUUCUCCACCGUUCUACCCCAACAAACUGGUAAAGAUCCUUCACCCAUCUUACACAAGGAGAAAAGGCAACUGAUCACAGAUCCUCUCCAACAUCCAGAUUUCUUUGGAAUAAAGAACCUUGUCACCAUGAAGAAGUUAUUUUUUUCUCGAGUUUAUUUUGGACACAAAAAAGGAUCAAGAAACGAGCACAUGCAACCAUACCUGUACGGAAAUCGUCUUGGAGUUGAUAUAUUUGACCUCGACCAAACUUUAGAGCACAUGCACAGAGCGCUUAACUUCGUAGCACACAUCGCGUAUUUAAAGGGAAUUAUUCUGUUCAUUAUGAGGUCACAACAACAUGGUCACGCUGUUGAACUGGCUGCAAAAGCCUGUGGUGAAUACGCGCAUACAAGGGAAUGGCAACAAGGUCUUUUACUUAAUAUGGGCCAAAAGCAUCGGUCGGUAAGGUUGCCCGAUAUCUGCAUUUUUCUUUCUUUGCAAGACGUAAUGAACCAAGAGCACCCGGCAGUUGCUGAAUGCGGAAAACUGAAAAUAGCGACAGUUGGUAUUGUAGAUAGUAACGUUAACCCUACCAUGAUAACUUACCCUGUUCCUGGAAACGACGACAGCCCAGAGUCCGUAGGAUUAUAUCUGCAGCUAUUUCAACUGGCUAUACAAAGUGGAAAACAAAAGCGAAUCGAAGCAGACCAGCAGAAGCAAGAUGUUUCUCAGUUAAAAUAAAAUUGAUUACAGCCGUUUACUUGGCUUUGCGUUUCCUUUUCGCAAAACCUUCUCCGAAGUGCGGCAGUCACGUUCAUAAAAUAGGCUUCAGAUGGUG
Ciona intestinalis (vase tunicate) is the source of this 955-nucleotide messenger RNA. RefSeq names its product small ribosomal subunit protein uS2m-like. Gene Ontology annotation, cellular component: mitochondrial small ribosomal subunit; ribosome. Lineage: Eukaryota; Metazoa; Chordata; Ascidiacea; Phlebobranchia; Cionidae. Gene Ontology annotation, molecular function: structural constituent of ribosome. The record is from RefSeq and is a predicted model, not a curated record. Gene Ontology annotation, biological process: translation.